GAACAACGGUCGUGACGUUCUUUACUUGCAUCUUAGGUUAUAUUCACAUUCACAGCCCAUCGUUCUUAGCUUGAGCUUGAGAUGCCCUCGCUCGCCAUUGGUUGACCUUCUUCGCAAGAGGUUGAGAGCAGUUAAAGGGAGCAGACACAGUAGGGUCGACUCCGAGCUACGAAGUGCACUCAACCGAGUGUAUAUCUCUCCAACUCGGUACCAUGCCUCCAAAGAAAUUGAGCCUGCCUUCAAAUCUUCUCAAGGAAUUAGGGUUUUUAGACACACUUCCUGCGUCGGUGAACAAGGGGCGAUGGGAAAGCCAGGGGCAACAUCGGAAAGCCCGGCGCAAAGCUGAAAGAUCGUCGAAACGCCGCCAGCAACCUUCCCAGGGCAGUGUACAGAACCGCCGAAACUCGGCACGUCACUCCCAAGCGCCAGAGGAUCACGACUGUGAUACAUCUACAUCCGUGGUGGAAGAGGACCCGCCCUCGCCCCCGCCCCCUGUAUUGUCAACGUCUACGACACGGAAGCGGAAGAGGACCGACUCAGAUGGCAAGAGCAGUCAGGUGCCGCCAACUCGACAGACGCCGAAAGCUGCGCGCAAUAAUACUGCCCAAGAUGAUGCCGAGAUCGAGGCGCUAGAGCGUAAACUGGGUAUCAGGAAAGACCGCAAGACUCUUCCCAAGGCCUUCAAGGACGAUGGUUUACUUGACUUGCUUGACGACAGUAGCGAUGAUGAUAGCGAGGUGCCUCACAAGGGCAAGACGGAGGCAGAUGAGUGGCUAGCGAGAAAACGUCUAAAAGCGGCGCGAUCCCGAGAACGUCCGCGAGACGACGCUGUCGAGAAUACAGACGCCAGCGACUUGGAAGAAGCCGAGGACGACGAUUCGCUUAGCGCGUUGGAGGACGGGAAUGAGGGGCACGACGACAAAGGCAGGGAGGAGGCUUCGGACGAAGCAUCUGGAAGUGAGGAUGAAUCGUCCCAAGACGAGGAUCCUUUCGCAGUUUCUGGGUCGGACGCCGAAGAACACCAACCUACAAUGACAAGACGUCGCGAGAACCCCUAUGUGGCCCCGAUCACGGAUACGUCAAAGUACAUACCGCCUUCUCUCCGGAAACGCUCCGGAAACGACACGGACUUGGAAGCUCGGAUCCGCAGAAAGACGCAGGGCCCGGUCAAUCGUGUCACAGAGGCAAACCUAAUCUCCAUCGUGGAAGAGAUCAACCAGAUCUACCGAGACCAUCCUCGUGGCCUCGUCACCAAUGUCCUCACCGAUCUCUUGAUGGCACAGAUCUGCGAGCCCACGAGCAAACCCGAUACGCUAUUGGUUCUUUCUGCUGGUUUUGUAGCUGCGCUGCAUAAAGUCAUCGGCGUGGACUUUGCGGCUCACUUCCUCAACGCCGUAGUGGACCGAUUCCAGCAAGAGCAUGCUGCCGCCCAAAGGGCGGUAGAGCAACAGCAGACACCUACAAAGGAGACGUCGAACUUGGCUACCGUCUUAUCCGAGAUGUAUAUGUUCCGUAUUGUCGGGAGCAAACUCAUAUUUGAUUAUGUACGCCUCCUUUUGAGUAAUCUAUCGGAGCUCAAUGCCGAACUCCUACUCAGAAUCGUCCGAAUGGCUGGUCCUCAGCUUCGCAAGGAUGACCCUUUGGCGCUGAAGGAUAUUGUCAGCCUCAUUCGGCCUGCAGUUACCAAGAUCGGCGAAGGGAAUCUGUCCGUACGAACCAAGUUCAUGAUCGAGACCAUUACCGACUUGAAGAACAACAAAGUAAAAGCGGGUUCUCAGGAUUUGGCGACCCUGAGUCAACAUGUCACGCGGAUGAGGAAGUUGCUGGGGACUAUGGACACGACCAAGACGAAGGCCACCGAACCCCUCCGUGUAGGCUUGGGGGACAUUCAGAAUGCGGACAAGUCGGGCAGGUGGUGGCUUGUUGGUGCGAGUUGGGCGGGACCCAGGAACAGUGAACAGCAAAGAUCCAAUGAAUCCGGACCUGCCGCUGGGGAGACGGACAUUGGUUCAGAUCUCAAUCUCGGUACUGACUUGGACGACCUGGCCACCGGGGACGACCUCACUCUUAUCGACUAUGCCGAGCUUGCGCGGGAACAGGGUAUGAACACAGAUGUUCGGAGAGCCAUAUUUAUCUCCCUGGUGGCCGCUGCCGACGUCAACGACGCGCAUUUGAGGAUAUUGAAGCUUCGGCUCAACAAGUACAACCGCCGAGAGAUACCCAAGGUCCUUGUGCAGUGCGCCGGCGCUCAACAGUACUACAAUCCUUACUACACCCUUGUUGCUAGCAAGUUCUGCGGAGAUCCCAGGAUCAAGUAUGCUUUCCAGGAUGUGUUAUGGACGCUAUUCCGGAGACUGGGCGAGCCACUUUUCGGCGAAGAACCAGAGGAUGAAGAGGAGGAGACGAUGGACAACCGUCGGCUCAUCAAUACGGCUAAGAUGGUCGGUCACCUCGUCGUCGAUUGUUCGAUUUCCUUGGAUGUAUUGAAACCGCUGAACUUCGCCUACGUCAAAGAGACAACUUCCCUGGUAGUUGAAGUCAUGCUCAUUACUAUCCUCCAAGAAUGUUUGAAGGUCAAGCAGACAAGCACAGACCACGCCUUGGGAAAGAUUUUUGGGACCCAUGUCUCGUCCGAGCUAGCACGUGGACUGCGAUAUUUUCUUCGUCAGAAGGUGCAUAAGACGGACAUGGUAGACGGCAAGAAAGAGGCCCGGAGGGUAAGGGAGGCAUGCAAGGUGGCGGAGUGUAUCCUGGAGCGGCAGGAAAUGAGUGAGCGGGAUUAAUCGGUUUCCUAUUCGGACCGGGAAAAAAAUAUUCGAGGCCAAAUACCUACUUACUGAGUAAUUAGAGGUUGUGACAAGUUGACCUGAAAUUGAAGCGGUCGGCCUCAUUCCGAAAGCCGUCAUUGCCUACCUUGGUCGAUUUGGAGCGAGACAAGUAGCUUUCUUAUGUGAGCACAGCAGCUUCACUUGUGCCCGGAUCCACAUUCUGUACUCGUCCUCCGGCGUACACUACCUAAGGUACCUAACUCGGUU
Molecule: messenger RNA, 3035 nt
Organism: Sodiomyces alkalinus F11
Lineage: Eukaryota; Fungi; Ascomycota; Sordariomycetes; Glomerellales; Plectosphaerellaceae
Exons: 1
Coding region: 213-2783 (856 amino acids)
Biological process (GO): ribosomal small subunit biogenesis
Cellular component (GO): nucleolus
Molecular function (GO): protein binding; RNA binding
Source: RefSeq, a predicted model, not a curated record